GGAACCUGUGUAUCGUUGAACCCAUUUCCGGUGCGACGGGGAAAUGUGUCCGAUAGAAAUGUAACUGUUACAUCGAAGUUUGAGAAGUUCUGCUGCUUGUUUGCUAUUUUAAACUCGUAUCUGUAUAAAACGCUAUAUAUAUAUGUGCUUAAUGGUGAAUCACUGUAAGGUAAGACUAGCUUGUCAAAAUGAACGCCAAAGUAUUAUUCGUCAUAUCUGCGGUCUUUUCACUGGCAGCUGCGGCAGCGGGUGAGAUGGUGAAUAUAUCCAAAGGAAAGAUGGUAAUGGGAACCAGUGCAGCUGAUGGGAGAGAUGGAGAGGGACCCGUCAAGGAGGUUAAAGUGAAGCCCUUUAAAAUGGACAAAUACCCGGUGACAAAUACUGAUUUCAGAGACUUUGUGAGAGCACAGAAGUACAAAACUGAAGCUGAGACGUUUGGUUGGAGUUUUGUGUUUCAAGACUUUGUGUCAGAAGAGCUGAAGAGCAAAGUCACACAGAAGAUUGAGUCUGCUCCUUGGUGGCUGCCUAUUGAUCGGGUGUUUUGGAGACAGCCUGCAGGACCUGGUUCAGGCAUUCGGGAGCGUCUGAGCUUCCCUGUGGUUCAGGUGAGCUGGAACGAUGCUCAGGCGUUCUGCCUCUGGAAGAGCAAGAGACUCCCUACUGAGGAGGAGUGGGAGUGGGCUGCACGAGGGGGGCUGCAAGGUCGGAUUUUCCCGUGGGGAAACAAGUUCCAGGCCAACCGUACCAACCUGUGGCAGGGAUCCUUUCCAGACGGAGACACGGCAGAGGACGGUUACCAUGGCGUCUCUCCUGUCACAGCAUUUCCUCCUCAGAACAGUUAUGGGCUGUAUGACAUGAUGGGGAACACUUGGGAAUGGACCUCCACACCCUUUCCUGCAGCUCAGCCACAUUUUGUGCUGCGAGGCGGCUCCUGGAUCGACACGCUGGACGGCUCAGCCAAUCAUAAGGCGCGAAUCACAACAAGGAUGGGCAAUACUCCGGACUCUGCCUCUGACAACCUGGGAUUCAGGUGUGCCGAUGAUGAUGGAGAGAAACAAGGGAAGAAAAAAGACAAAACUGAACUGUAGCAACGCAGGAAAUAUAAAGUGAAUGAUAAAAAAGUUCUUAGGAAAAAAACAGGGACCAAUCAGGUAUCGAUGACUUACAGUGAAUUUUAAUAAAUGGAGACAGGAGUGUAGAAUCAAACUGUAUUUCUCCUGUGGAGAAUUUAGCUUUUUUACAAAAAAUAACAUACCUCACAUCCAAGAAAUAAAAAAAAUGGAAAGAAAGAAAAGUUUCUUGUAGCUUUUUUGCUGUAACGUAGGGAUUUACUGGCUUGACUGCAGAUUCUUGUUGCUCAUGGACUCAUUUCACUGACUGGAGAAAGAGGACACUUCCUUUCCAGUGAUGCAAACUUGUCACCUUUCGGCAAAAUUCGCCGUUUUGAAUCCAAAAUAGGUCGUUUGUGUGAUUCAUGUAGAUCUGCAAUAAAAAUAUUUUUGGGGUCUGGGACCCGGAGUGAUCUGCGGCCGUGAGCUGUUAUGUGCCAUCAUGAAACGCAUGGUGUUCUUUUUUUAUAUAUUAUAAUGAAGUGCGAGCUGUGUGCUCGAGUCUUCCUGCCUGUCGGCUCUGCCUAUAGAUGUAUAAUAAGGCUGCUGCUCCGAGAUGAUGGUCUAGCUUCAGCAGCUACAUUACCCACGGGUGCGUUCGUUAAUAUUAACUGCGCGUCCGGAGUCACUGUGGCACAUACUGGACCGCUGGUGAACAGCUG
Notothenia coriiceps (black rockcod) is the source of this 1771-nucleotide messenger RNA. It is a transcript of the gene sumf2, whose product is annotated as sulfatase modifying factor 2. The record is from RefSeq and is a predicted model, not a curated record. Gene Ontology annotation, cellular component: endoplasmic reticulum. The coding region runs from base 189 to 1088 and encodes 299 amino acids. NCBI's taxonomy places the organism in Eukaryota, Metazoa, Chordata, Actinopteri, Perciformes, Nototheniidae. The transcript is spliced from 9 exons.